Messenger RNA from Thecamonas trahens ATCC 50062, 1488 nucleotides. RefSeq lists its product as uncharacterized. The record is from RefSeq and is a predicted model, not a curated record. Gene Ontology annotation, biological process: endocytosis. The transcript is spliced from 2 exons. Gene Ontology annotation, cellular component: clathrin vesicle coat; plasma membrane; endosome. Gene Ontology annotation, molecular function: clathrin binding; phospholipid binding. NCBI's taxonomy places the organism in Eukaryota, Apusomonadida, Apusomonadidae. The coding region runs from base 1 to 1488 and encodes 495 amino acids.
AUGAACUACUCAGAGAUCCAGGUCAAGGUUCGUGAGGCGACAAACAACGAAAAGUGGGGCGCAUCAGGAUCGCUCAUGUCGGACAUUGCCGCUGCUACCCAUGACUACACUCAGUAUCGUGAGCUGAUGGAGACGCUGUGGAAGCGGCUGGAUGCCGAUGGCAAGAAUUGGCGCCAUGUCUACAAGGGCCUCCAGCUGCUGCAGUACCUCAUCAUCAACGGCUCGCCGAGGGUCAUUGACGACGCUCACGACUCCAUCUCCCGCAUUCGCACUCUGGCCAAGUUCCAGCACGUCGACGACGAGGGCGUCGACCAGGGCGCAAACGUUCGCCAUCGCGCAAAGGACAUUGUCGACCUACUCAACGACACUUCCCGCCUCCGUGCCGAGCGCAAGAAGGCCCGUGAGAACAAGAAGAAGUACUCGGUCGCCCUCUCCUCCUCGGGCGGCCUCUCGUCUGCAAGGGCUCGGCGCGCUACGGCCGCUCCUCCGGUGACCGCUCCGGCGACCGCUCCGGCGACCUCGCUGCCCCGGCCCCGCUCGGUGGUCCGGCUCCGGCCGCCGCCCCGGCCCGCGCCGGCCCGCGCCGCCAACCUCAUCGACUUUUCUGCCGCACCUGCGCCUGCGCCUGCGCCUGCCCCGGCCCCGGCCCCGGCUGCCGCCCCGGCUGCCUUUGGCGACUUUGCCGCCGCCUUUCCCACUCCUGCCGCUGCUCCACCCGCACCUGCACCAGCCACCUUUGCCGCCGCCUUCCCAACAUCGGCCGCAACACCUGCUCCGGCACCGGCCGCUGCUGCGCCGUUCGGUGACUUUGCCGGCGCCUUCCCGACACCGGCCACAGCACCUGCUCCGGCACCCGCCGCUGCUGCGCCGUUCGGUGACUUUGCCGCCGCCUUUCCGACGCCGGCGGCCGCGCCCACUCCGGCAGCCGCGCCUACCCCGGCGGCUGCGCCCGCCCUCGGCCCCCCGCUGCUGGGCUCGGGCUCGGGCGGAGGCCUGCUCGACUUUGGCGGAAGUGCCGCGCCCACCUCGACGGCCGCGCCCGCCGCCCCGGCCCAGGCCGCCGUCCCCAAGGCCAACGUUGACCCGAACGACCUCUGGGCUGCCGUCUCGCUCGACUUUGUCAACGACGCCGCGCCCAAGCAGGCGCCCAAGCCGUCCAAGUCGCUCGACGGCUCCAUCCAGGCCAUUGACACUCGCGAGGUCAAGACCGCCGACGGCUCGGGCGGACCCAACUACUUUGUCAACGUCCCGCAGACCACCGCCCGCACCCCGGCCUUCGGCGGCCUCGGCGCAGGCUAUGCCGGUCGCCCGGCCCAGCAAGCACCUGCACCCGCGGGCUUUGGCGCCUUUGGCGCCCAGACAACUGCGCCCGCGCCAACUGGCUUUGGCGCAUUUGGCGCGCCCGGUACCAACCCGGCACCGGGCAUCGGCCAGCAGGGCUUUGGCGGCGUCAAGCCGUACUCGCAGCCUGGCGUUUUCUGGCAAUGA